This is a messenger RNA of Sorex araneus (European shrew), 1008 nucleotides long. It is a transcript of the gene TMEM171, whose product is annotated as transmembrane protein 171. The transcript has 3 exons. Bases 1 to 987 code for a protein of 328 amino acids. NCBI's taxonomy places the organism in Eukaryota, Metazoa, Chordata, Mammalia, Eulipotyphla, Soricidae. The record is from RefSeq and is a predicted model, not a curated record.
AUGUCUCCAGCGGCUGCUGUGGCCACGGCCGAGCCCGACGAGGACCAGCGAGACCGGCGCACCAGCAGGCUCAUUUUCUUCUUCUUCGUCUUCGGUGCCAUCCUGUUGUGUGUAGGGGUCCUGCUGUCCAUCUUUGGGUUCCAGGCCUGCCAGUAUGAGAAACUCCCAGACUGCAGCAUGGUGCUGAAGGUGGCUGGGCCGGCAUGUGCUGUGGUGGGGCUGGGGGCCGUGAUCCUGGCCCGCUCCCGGGCCCGGCUUCAGCUCCAGGAGAGGAGGCAGCGAGGCAUCCAGCUGGACCCCGACCAAGCCUUCCUCUGUGGGGAGAGCCGCCAGUUCGCCCAGUGCCUCAUCUUUGGAUUUCUGUUCUUGACUAGCGGCAUGCUCAUCAGCAUCCUGGGCAUCUGGGUGCCCGGGUGUGGCUCAGCCUGGGCACAGGAAUCCAUGAAUGAGACGGACACGGCUGAGACAGAGCCCCAGAUCUGUGGCUUACUGUCCCUGCAGAUCAUGGGGCCUUUGGUUGUGCUCGUUGGAUUGUGUUUCUUUGUGGUUGCCCAUAUUAAGAAGAAAAACAACUUGAAUGUGGACCAUGAGGCCUCGGAAAGUGAAGAGAGGCAGACUCAGAGCACGGAGCCUGUGCAGGUCACUGUGGGUGAUGCUGUGAUAAUAUUCCCCCCACCCCCACCGCCUUACUUUCCCGAGUCUUCAACUUCGGCCAGAGCUUCAAGUCCCGGGGGUAACAGCAUGCUUCCGAGUGAGAACCCACCUUCCUACUACAGUAUUUUUAACUACGGGACGCCAGUGCCCAGGGGCCAGGGUGCGCUCUCUGAUCGAGAGCGAGACCCCAUCUAUACUAUUUCUGGGACAAGUUUGUUUCCUGAGACCUCGCACGCAUCACACCUUUCCUCAGAACUGCCUCCCCGAUACGAGGAGAAAGAAACUACGGCCACCUCAUCUUCAUCUCCAGCUUCCCGCCCUUCCCCUCCGUGACUGAGCAACUCCAGUUUUAUA